AUGGAUGAGAAGGCGCAGCUGCUGCGCUCCGACAGCAUCCACCGACAGUUUGCGAGGAUCCUCGCUGAUGCCCAAAAACAAUAUGCCGAUUCCACCGGUCUUGAUCUCAAGGACUACAUGACCCCGCCCAUGAGGACCACUGAAGACCUUCUCAACGUUGUCAACCGCCAGAAUGAACAGUUUACGAGCUUCCGCGAGAAGCGCCAGACCUUGUUCCAAUGUUUGUCCGCCGCAUGCAAGCCCCUCGAAGUCGUCGGCGAAGCCCUGGCUGGCGCAUCCGAAGACAUUUUCCCACCUGGCCAGACCAUCUUCGCUGCCGUCAUGUACCUCGUGAACGCCGCCAAGGACGUCUCGGCAUGCUACGACUCCAUCAUCGACCUGUUCGACCAGAUGCAGGACUUCACCAUUCGACUCAAGUUCUACGUGUCGCAAAAAAUGUCCAACGAGCUUCACGAUAAAGUCGUCAAGAUCCUCGUCACCAUUUUUGAAAUAUUCGUCAUCGCGGCGCACGAGGUGCGGAAUGGCCGUCUCAAGUCCUAUUUCAAGAGACUGUUUGGGAAGGAGAGCAAGGUGCCUGAGGCUAUGAAAAAGCUGGCAGCACUCACCGAGGGUGAGGAGCGACUCGUUAUUGCAGAGACCAGCGCCGGCGUAAAGCGGUCGCUGUCCAACCAAGACCGCCUGCUUGAAAUGAUGUCAAGGGUCGAUGUUAACGUCCAGACCCUUCGUGCUGAAACACGCGUGCCCCAGACGAGGGAGCAGGCGCUCUCCUCCAACAGAGAUAAACUCAAGGGCAUCCUGCAGCCCUCAGUAUACCCCGAAGACUCUCUCUCGGCCCUUAACAGGACAAGGACCCCAGGUACCUGCGACUGGAUCUUGGAGGAUCCCUCUUUGAAGGCUUGGCUGGCAGGUGAUAUUCGCUUCCUCUGGGUUGCAGGAAACCCGGGGACUGGGAAGUCGUAUUUGACGUCUCGUCUUGUUUCGUGGGGCCAAGAGCUUCUCAAUAACCAAGAGACCACCAGCAUGAUGGGGUACUUCUUUUUUAAACAGAACAACCCAGAGUCUCGCUCCAUGACACAGGCCUUGAGGGACAUGGCGUACCAAAUCAGUGAACAGGACGUUUUUUACGGCAAGCAGCUCAUUCGCGAAGUAGCUACCAGCGAUGAGAUCAAGACCGUUUCGAGUGCAUUCAGGAAACUGCUUGUCGAACCAUGCGUGCCCGACAGGUGGAAAAGACAUAUUUACGUACUCAUAGACGGCCUGGACGAGGCCGAACCUCGCGAAGUUACCGAGUUUUUGUCCCUAUUGGAUGACCUUAAUCAGCAAUCCGCGGAAGGUACACGGGUCCAAGUCGCAUUGAUUGGACGACCAAGCCUCUCGGACGACAUCAACGACUACGUAGGCAACGACUCUACCGGGGGUCAGCAACUCCGAACGAUACACGUUACACCCGACAGAAACAGCUCAGAUAUUGUAUCUUACAUUGUCGAAGGCGUGAACUCUGCGCGGAUUCUCCGAGGGUCCACCGAAGAUUUCAAAGAGAACGUUAUCGAGGCAAUGGUCAAACAGGUCGACGGCUUGUUCAUCUUGGCCAAGUUCAUGUUAGCAGAGCUCAGCCGGAUACGGCAUCCCAGAAGGAUCAUUGAGAGUUUGCAGUCCUACCCGAAAGAAAUCAACGGUAUGCUCAAGAAGGCUGUCUUGGGAUUCAGCGCAAGCAUCACCCAAGAGGAGGCGGACGAUCUGAACGAGAUUUUACGCUGGGUUUCGGUGGCUGAGAUGGGUCUCACACUGGAACAAAUCGAGGCCGUCCUUACUCUCAAAAUGGGCGAUGCACCAUUUCGCCUCGAAGAGUCUUUGAGAGGACAGUUCUCAUGCUUCUUCACGCUCGAGCGCGAAGAUGGUUUAUCGACUGCGGAUCUUGCCGACCGACAUGAACUUCAUCGCCGACUUUCUCUUAUUGACGUAGACACUGCGAAGAAAACGAGCCCAAGGACAAGCCCGGAUUUCUUGGACGUUGACAGGGACAUUGAGUACUUCUCAAACAAAAGCACUACAUACGUAACAUUCUUCCACAUGUCCGUCAAGGAGUUCUUCAGGGAUGACACAUCGACGGAUCUGAGAACAGACGCCAAGUCUCCCUCCAUCGGCUUUGAGCUGGCCAAUGCCAGACUUCACGUCCUGAAAACUUGCCUGCGUAUCUUCACUGAUCCGACAUAUUUUACGCUAGGCCACGAAGGUCUCUCUCUGCAACGAUACGCUGCGUGGUACUGGCCAGAGCAUCUCGAAGACGUCAAACGUUCCGAUAUCUCAGUGGCUGAGAAGGCAGACAUCGGACAGCGCCUUUACACCAUGCUUACGGAUCCCACUGUGCUCCUGACGUGGACCAACCUCUUUGAGGAGGCGCUGGAUAUUUGGACAGACAAGAACAUUGAGGUGGUCUCCAAGUGGCUGAAAGACCCUGAUGUCCUCAGCGGGCUCAGCGUCGAACAGAGAGCAUGGGCAACUGCCGCGUCGUCAAGUCCUGCGCGGCUGCUGGAGCCCAUGGGUCGAAUUUUCGCCAAAGCCUGGGUUGUCGAAGGCUUCGGGAUGUACAUGCCAACCCUAUUCUGUUUCGGUGUGGUGCAGUCCUUGCCUCUCCUCGAGGAGGGUAAACCAUGGUCUUACUCCAAGCUGCACUGGCAGGAUGUCAAGGUCGAAGAAAGAAUCCAAAGAGCCACCGAAUGGGCCAACCACCCCAAGACUGGGCAUUGGUAUCGAAGAAUCGGCAGUACGCUUCUCAAUCUCGGAGAACAUAAAAAGGCACUGGAGUACUUCGAAAACGCACUCAACAUUGACAGCAAUAUCGUAGAGAGCUGUGGUCGCAUGGGACUUUGCCACGCAAUGAGCGGCAAUUUUGAGAAGGCACUCAAGCUUCAUCUCAUGUGCGAAGUUGUGGAACAGGACCACAUGGCCAAGGGCUACUACAAGACUGACCAGGAAAUCAAGAACAGCAAAUGGAGGCUCUACAAGAACCAAGCUCAGAUUGCAAAGUGCUACAACCGCAUGGGUCGUGUGGAGAGCGCCAUUGCGUAUUGCCGAAAAGCCAUGCGAAACGCUUACGACACUCCUGAAUUUGAGCCAGAGGCUGCCUACAUGAGGGUUCUCGCUGAGAACAACCGCGUCACGGAGAUGAUUGGCCUUUUUGACGAGCUGGACGGUCGAUACACGGAAAGGGGAAAUUCACGAUUUGUCUUGUUUCUUCUGAGCCAAAUUCCGGACCCGUCGAUAAGGGAUUGGUUUCCUCAGGCCGCCGCUCGGACAGGCAAAACGGAGGUUCUUGCAGAGCGCUACGCUUAUGCCAUCCAGUCUGCACACGACGCGCAAGACUCUCGCAAGGCGUUCUAUCUACGAAAUUCUCUGGGCAAUGUUUACAUGGCGGCACAGCAGUAUGAUAAUGCCAUUGGCAUUCAGGAGAGCAUUUGCUUUCACGACUACAAAGCCAGAGGCAGCUUGGCUGUGCGUAUCGAGUAUAUUGCAUCUUUCAAACAACUCGCGAGGGCAUACUCGUUGAAAGCCCUCGAAGCCGAUGAGAUGCUGCGAUCUGAUGCAGUCAACCCCUGGAUCGCCAAACUCGAAGAACUCAUGGAACAGCAGCGCAAGUAUCAAAAUAGAAAUGUGCCACUCCACAUGGCUGGUUUUGACUUCAACGAAGCUUCAAUCUACCUGGUUCUUCUUUAUCGCCUCCACAAACAAGAAACAGAGUCUCGUAGACUGCUGUCGAAGUUAGUGUCUGAAAGCUUGGAUCUGUUGGAGGACGACGAGCCGCAGAACGACGAGAUCAGUAUCGCCAACCUGCAGCGGACGCUGAUCGCGGCAGGUGAUACGACAAAUGCGCGGGCACUUUGGCAGUCUGCGAGGACACCUCCGGCAGCAACAGCUCUAGCUGGCCACUUGAUUGGCGAACGACGCUCAAGUUCGCCCAAAAUUGGUGGCCUGUCUCCGCGGAGACACACGAAACAGAUCACACUAACAAAGAUUUUCACCGAGAGCAGCGAUUUCUCUUGCGAUCAUUGCCUCAAACUGUUUGCGCCUUCCGACAAGUUCGCUGUGUGCUGGUACUGCAUCGACUCCAAGUUCUGCUUACCAUGCCUGGCUAUUGUCAAAAGCCAGAACUUCACACCUGGACACACGUCUCCAUGCAAGCCGAGCCACGAAUGGCUGAUUGUGCCGCCAUUGCCGAAGGACCUUCAGGCCGGAGAGAUUUUCGUGAGUGGGCAGGUGCAGAAGCUAGACGAGUGGAAGUCAGCACUACGGCAGAAGUGGGUGCAGUCGAAACCUGUCGCGGGGCUCGGUAUUUUCUAG
Colletotrichum gloeosporioides is the source of this 4338-nucleotide messenger RNA. RefSeq lists its product as uncharacterized. The record is from RefSeq and is a predicted model, not a curated record. Gene Ontology annotation, molecular function: ATP hydrolysis activity; protein binding. The transcript has a single exon. Bases 1 to 4338 code for a protein of 1445 amino acids. NCBI's taxonomy places the organism in Eukaryota, Fungi, Ascomycota, Sordariomycetes, Glomerellales, Glomerellaceae.